GUGCCCGGAACCAAGCUGCCGCCGGUCCGUGCACUCAGGUUCAAUCGCCGACGAUACCACGAACGAGCAACACGAGCGACUCGCCCCGGUGAUACCUUAACUUCAAGACCACAUCGAAUCGUUUAACACAGCCCGCCAUGGCCUCAGGAUACGGCUUGAACGGGGGCCCGUCCCGCUGCUUUCCCUUCUGGCAGGAGCUGCUUUCGUGCUACGUUAUCAACGGUGCCGAGGAAGAUGGCGCGGGCAAGCGAAAGUGUGUGCCCGCGAUGGAGGACUACUACGAAUGCCUGCACCACCGGAAAGAGGCUGCAAGGGUAAAGAUGCUACAAGCUGCCUACCGACAGUCCGAAGCCAAGAAGCUGCAGGAGAAUCCCCCAACGGCUGGCCAAAUACGGAAUCUUGGGUUGCUAGACAAGGAGGAGGAUACCAAGAAGGUGCUGGGGUCGAGCUAGAGCACUGCCGACAGAACUGCGAUUGCCAUCCAAUUCUGUGCAUAUUUGGAUGCCCAUUGGCGUCUUAUCUUGAAGAGGCUGUGAUGUUGCCGAAACUGAAUGACUGUUAUUCUUAGGCGAGCCACGCCAGUCAAUGGGUGUAGAGUGCCCUGCAACCGAGUGCUGCGCGGAAUAGGUCCUCUUGUUACCCCAGUUAUUUCAUACCCUCAAAGGACCCUCAGCGGCUGGAGG
This is a messenger RNA of Thermothelomyces thermophilus ATCC 42464, 683 nucleotides long. RefSeq lists its product as uncharacterized. The coding region runs from base 138 to 452 and encodes 104 amino acids. The record is from RefSeq and is a predicted model, not a curated record. Gene Ontology annotation, biological process: mitochondrial respiratory chain complex I assembly. The transcript has 3 exons. Lineage: Eukaryota; Fungi; Ascomycota; Sordariomycetes; Sordariales; Chaetomiaceae.